This is a messenger RNA of Sparassis crispa, 1407 nucleotides long. RefSeq lists its product as hypothetical. The record is from RefSeq and is a predicted model, not a curated record. NCBI's taxonomy places the organism in Eukaryota, Fungi, Basidiomycota, Agaricomycetes, Polyporales, Sparassidaceae. The coding region runs from base 1 to 1407 and encodes 468 amino acids. The transcript is spliced from 6 exons.
AUGUCUACUUCUGGUUAUUUGAACUCGAGUAUUUCUCCUGGCCCCUUCAUUUCCCGGCCAUCCUCGCGCAACUCACUGCGCUCAUCGAGCCCAAUAAUUACACUGGCAGACGAGACACUGGCCAUCCGCACGCACAUGUCCACGCUGAAGCACACCAUUAGGCAUCAGCAAGCUCAACUACACACCCUCGAGAACGUCAUUCUGCGCGGCCCACGUCCGCUUCCUCCGGGGAUCAUGAACUCCCCCCCACUCUCACCGACGGACCCCGAGACGGCUCCGUCGCCCGGCCAGACCACGUUUCUCACACCGAAGCUGCAGAAGCGUGCGAGCUACGACAUCCUACAAGGUCUUGCGGGACCGGACUCGAGCCUCCCGCUCCCGAGGCGUGACAUGCGUCGCCUCUCGUUUGGUGACGAGAACGGCAUCCGCGAGGGCAUCCCGACGUCGAACGGAAGGCGCGCGCCGAGCCCUACGCGCACUCUCAGUCGGAUCCCAGUAUCGUCCGUGGGGAACGCACGCGCCCUCGCAGAAGAGGGACAGCAAGACGGGAACGCGUCCCAGCUCGGGAUAAACCUCGGCGCGUCCUCGUCGUCUGCCACUCCUGCGACCUCGCCGAACCGCCGCUCGUCGUUCGCGCCGGGCAACACAACCAGGGUGCUCGCGGACCUCCAGGCGGGCGUGCUUAACGCGAAGACGGCGCUGGAGAACACCAAGGCGCAGCUGCGGAUAAGCCAGCGGCAGGUGAGCCAGCUGACGCGGCAGACGGAAGACUUGAAGGAGGUGCGGGAGCGGUUGCGCAUGGAGAACGAGGGCCUGAAUAAUGUGGUGGCGAGAAAGGAGCGGUUAUUGCAGGAGACACUCGAGCGCGCGCGCAAAGCGGAGGCGGAUAUCAUCUCCCUGAAGACGCAACUCAAAAGCGAAACUACAAAUUCCAAGAAGUCUCUCCGUGACACGGAGGCCGCUUUGGUAGAGUCAACUGCGCGCUCUCAAAAGGCUGAGCGCGAAUAUAUUGUCCUGCGAGACUCGUUUAAGGGUCUCGUCGAGUCGUUUCAAUCGGAUACAGAGGCGCUACAGGAGGAGAUGCGCAAGCGGGAAGAGAAGGUCAAGCGAGAGGCGGAGGAGCUGGGAGUGCGGUAUGGGCAGCUCGUAGAAGAGGUGAGAAAGGAGAGGGAAGGGGGCCGGUCGGUGGAGGUGCAGCAGCUAAAAGAAGAGAGCGAACGGUUACGGAAGGAGAUGGAGGAGAGCUUCCGGCAAGACAUAGGGCUUCUGAAGGCGGAAGUAGAGAAGUCAGGGAAGGAAAACGAGGAGGCUUGGCAGACGGCCAAGUACCUGGCAGACGAAUUGGCUCGUCUCCGCCGUCUCAUGCGCGCAGAAGGCUCUUCACCUACAGGCGACGCACCCUCAUGA